AUGAUGGACAAUAAGGUUCACAUCUCUGAUGGAACGACUGGGCGCAUGCCCUCGGCUAAAUCCAACAAAAACCACCUGUUCGGUCACGCGAUUGCGGAAGACCUCGUGCGCCGGUACUUCUCUCGGUCGCUCGACAAGAAGGACAAGGUUGGUCUCGCCGCUUUUGGGAUGCAUGUACUGUGCCACCCACCCGAGAGGCGCGUGUUGAAGCUUUGCUAUCUUUGCGAACUCAUGGCCGUGAUCGCGGGUUUGGUGAUGUUCUUCAGUUCUUACUUGCUUCGAUUCGAUGCUACCUCAACCUUUGGCAUCAUGGGCGCAUUCUUCGCCAACGUUUCGCUGAUGUGUAACCUAUGUGGGAUCAUAAACUGCUUGUUUAUGGGCUUCAAGAUCAGCACCGGCAAGGGGUCGGUAUACGAGGCCUUGGAUGUGCUGCAAGGGGUUGGGCAGACAGUGAACCUGAUCGUAUUCGGUGUCAAUGGUGCAGGGAUGGCUUACAUGUUCUACUCCCUCGACCUCACGACCGAUGACUACCUGCGUUGGGCCAACCUUGGGAUCUUCAUCCCGGCGUUCUGUUACUCGUAUGGUUUUGUUAUAUGGUACGUGCUUUCUUACGAGCCGUUGUCGUGGUGGCACCAGUGGUCGUGGAACUACGAAUUGUUCAAACCCAUGUACAUCAUCGCCUGGCUUCGGAUGGGGAGGGUGCCCAUGCGGGAGAGAGCCGCGGCGCAACUCGAGUACUUGCUGGCGGAUCUGCCCGACGACGUGAUGGCGAUCCUCAAAGCCGACGGGAAUGUGUAG
Messenger RNA from Micromonas commoda, 798 nucleotides. RefSeq lists its product with no specific name. NCBI's taxonomy places the organism in Eukaryota, Viridiplantae, Chlorophyta, Mamiellophyceae, Mamiellales, Mamiellaceae. The record is from RefSeq and is a predicted model, not a curated record. Bases 1 to 798 code for a protein of 265 amino acids. The transcript has a single exon.